Messenger RNA from Sordaria macrospora k-hell, 2772 nucleotides. Lineage: Eukaryota; Fungi; Ascomycota; Sordariomycetes; Sordariales; Sordariaceae. The record is from RefSeq and is a predicted model, not a curated record.
AUGGCGGCCAUGAUGGGUCCCGACAUGAUGGUCGGAUCGACUACCAAUGCUUUCGAUCAUUCAACCACCGCUUCCGAUAUUACCAACAAGACUCCCCGAUCUCAAAUUCCGCUGCCGAAUCCGCCCUUCGUCUUCCCUGCCAAACCGGCUUCUUCAGCGCCCUCGUACUCCCGCGCGACUGGAAGACGCCCGCACUCCGCUAUCGAGCCACAGCUCCCGAGCUUUUCUCUUGGUGCUGAUAUCGAGAAGCCUGUGUCCAGAUCACCUGCGCUUCCGGUCCUUCCCGCCUUCUCAUUCAACCCAGGGAACCCCUUACCUGCAGCAGCGCUCACCGAGAGCUCGUUUCUCAGCCCUACUCUUCCUCCAUCGGCCCCUUCUUCGCCAAGGGCAAUUCCAACUCGGCCCGGAGGCCAUGGUCAUCGCAGGGGAGGUAGCGAGUUUGUAGGAGGCAGCAUUCGUGGUGGGGAUUCGAUUACGGUCAACUUGGGUUCUAGUCCUACCAAGUCAGAAAGUGGCUUGGCUUCUCCCUUGUUGCAACCAAAGAAGUCUGCGGGCCGCAGAGGCCAUGCUCAUCGCAGAUCUGCGGCAAUCUCAAGCCACGACUUGUCUUCCAUCAUCCUCCCCCCUACUGCUAGAGAGGUCAAGAAGGACAGCCCCCCAGCAAGCCCAGCGACGGUCGAUCCUCCCAAGGAACUCCCGCUGGCCAGUGAUGAGAAGUCGCAGACUGAGACGACAACAACAGCAAUUGAUGUUUCCGAAGUUCCGGAAACCCUUGCUCUAGAGCCCGAGGUCUCGACACCACCCGCUGAGGAGCCAGUAUCUACCACAGAAGUCCAGGAACCACCGAAGCCGGUCGUUCGUACAAGGGUUGGAUUCUCUGAUACUCUCGAAUACAUCCCGAGACCUGUGUCGCUUGUCUCUAGCGACACCUCCAGCACGAUCACCGCUCGUCCCGGCCAUUCCGUUUCGGGUAGUAUUUCGUCAGUCAUCUCCAUCACAAACGUGGAGCUGGGCUUGAACACUCCUUUGGCCUUCAACUCAUCGCCCGAGAUCAAUGACCGCCCAAGCACAGCUGGAGCCGUCCUUGAACGUACCGAAACAGCUUACACGUCGGCGACCCCCAGCCCCACCAAGGCCACCAAAAAAUGGUCUUUCUUCGGCAAGGACACCUCGGCUUCAUCUCCCACCAGGUGUUCGGAAUCGCCCAAGCUGUCGGCAUCGGCAAAGUCCACGCCGCAGCGCUCCCCGUGUCUCCCGCCUCAGGAACUGCCCGAAGAGCUGACGGAGAUGAAACCGCUCACGAAGAAGAGGAGCAAGAAAAAGAAGAAGGUCAAGACCUGGGCCGGGUCCAUUCUGUCUCGGAAGCAAAGCAAAAAAUCGCGAAAUGGCAAGGGCCUGAGGCGGACACCUACUCCUACCUCUCGACGUUCCUAUAGUGUGAACGAGCCAGCUGAUAUGGUCGUCGAGCCAGAGGCGGUUAUGCCUACAGUUCUGGUGACUGAGGAAAUCGACCCCACUGCGAAGGACUGGGAUUCAUACAAGCCAGCAUCCCUUCCUGACGAAGAGACUUCAUACCAAAUGAUCGAUUUGGACGCGGCAUUGGGACCAUUCAAUACGCCUCUCCCUCGCAACCCGGAAUGGGAGGCCGCGCAGAGAGCAGGCGGUACCGUUAAGAAACAGUUGCACAGCGCUGCGGGUCUGAGGGGCUUCACCGGUCCUGGAAUGCACUAUCACAGACGUGCUGAGAGUGCACCCGAACUGGUACCUUUUGAAGGUGGCCGGUUUGGGUUCCCCCGGUUCGGUAGCAGCUCUACCAUGGCCGACGUGUUCGAGGAGGACGAAGAGGAAGAUGAGGACGAGUCACCCAAGUCUACUGGACAGUCAACCCCUGUUAUGGAGACCCCUCUGGCCGAAACCUUCGAAGAGUUGAAGGCUUCCGCAAAGGGUAAGGAUGUCGCGAAGCCCACUGCUGACGAGCAGCGGGACAUGGCAACCGUAUCCGUUGCUCUACCUUCAGGAGUAAACACCGACGAGGAUGGCAACGCCUCUGUGAAGUCUUCAAUUCAUACAGGGUCUCUGGCCAGCCAGUCUCAGGAUGCGCUUCAGCAAGAGACAUCCGUCACUGAUUCUCCCCGUCCUAGCUUUAGUGGAUAUCAGAACGAGCUACAGGCUAGACACAGCUUUUCGGGGUCUGCGACUCCUUCUCCCAGGCAGACCUUCCGUCCCAAGGACCUUGCUGCAGUUGACUGCAGUCCUUUGACCUUGCCUGCUGCUGCGUCAUGCGCGCCGGUCAGCCCUCACUCGAUGACCCCGUCGUCGGCCUUCCCAUCUCCCAGGUCUCCCUUGUCCUACGAUGCUCAUCGCAUCUCGACAGCGCCUUCAUCCAUCACCGAGGACAAUUUCCAAUCACUGCUCAUGGGCGAACCUGGACCGGAGGUACGAAUCUCGGUGGACGAUGUCCCAUCAUUGACCAGCGGCGACUCGUCGAUGACUCGUGAGAGCUUCUUUGCACAAAACCCCCAGGCUAGGCAGCUAUCCUCCAACACGCUGCCUAGGCCUGCCUCGUUCAGUGCCUCUGCCUUUGGUCGAAGGCGAUCGAGUCUUGCUAGCCUCAGCCGUCUUGUUAGUAGCUCGCACGGUGAGCGCAGCAAGCUCUCAAUGGAAGUUUCGGCGAAUGAUGACGGAUCGGAGAAGAAAGUCAAACCCAGCAAGACAAAGCGGCUCGGCCGGUUUGUGCAGUUCUGGAAAUCCAAGGAGAAUAGCGAGGCUUAA